ACAUUCUGGGUUGUAAACCAAGUCUCGUGCAGAUGACGUGAUCUUCUCUAGUCUUUUUACUUGGUUUGUUCAUGCUGUGGUUACUCGUUGCGACUAGGUCGUUCUUGUCGUCGUACUUUGGAAGAAACGUGGGCGUGGCAGUCAGACAGGGUGCGCGACUUGCUCGUUUUGGGUCUGACUGGGUCGUAUAGCGUCGAGUAUAUAAGUCUGCGGCGGCCACUCCAUUUCCCCUCGCUUUUCAUGGUUGCUCCUGUUUAACGGUUUAAGAAGAACUUGGAUCUUGCUUGUUUUAGUGGGUAUUUUUCUGGGACUGAAGAGAACGAGAGAGAAAUUCUAAUCUGCAUCGAGCUCAAUAAGGGCGCAGUUUGAAAGAACGCAAUAAGAGAAUAAGUUGCGAGAGUUCCGGUGUGAAUUUUUGGGUGGUGAUCUAUUGAGCAAUGGCGGUGGCAAACAAGGACAUGGUUGGAGUUCAGGAGGAAACGCCAUCUGCACCGCGCUUUGAAACGCUUGUUUUUGAUCUGGAUGACACAUUGUAUCCCCUCAGCAGCGGUUUGGCGCACGCAUGUCGAUUGAACAUCGAGUCAUACAUGGUGGAGAAAAUGGGCAUUGAUCCUGCUAAAGUGCCCGACAUUUGCACCACGCUUUACAAAAGCUACGGCACUACCAUGGCCGGACUCUGGGCCGAGGGCUAUUACUUCGACCAUGAUGACUUCCACAAGUAUGUGCAUGGUCGUCUACCUUAUCACCUCCUCAGACCCGAUCCCAUCUUGCGCAAUCUCCUGCAAAGCAUGCCUCAACCCAAGUACAUCUUCACAAACGCGGAUAAGAUCCACGCCGCCGUAGUAUUGAAGAAGCUUGGUGUGGAAGACAUGUUUGAAGGCAUACUUUGCUUCGAGACCUUCAAUACACACUGCGCCAUUGCCAAAGAGAGACGCGAGGCAGGAGAGCAAGACGUGAAACUUGAUGUGAGCGUUCCAAUUGUGUGUAAACCAUCAAUUGCAUGCAUGGGGGAGGCAGUUCAGCUUCUGGGAAUCAAUCCUGCCAAAACACUCUACUUCGAUGACAGUGCAAGAAACAUCUUUGGAGGUAAGAGAGUGGGCCUUCACACGGUCUUGGUUGGAAGUCCGAUCGCGUGUGAUGGAGCUGACCACCACGUAUCUAGCAUUCAUAAUGUGAGGGAGUCCAUUCCUGAGAUCUGGGCUGAGCCUCACUUCUUCGAUGAGUUGCGACUCUCCCGCAAAAUUGCUGUGGAGACAGUUGCGUGAGCUGCAUUCAUGGGGAUUUAUUUUUCCUCCCUGUCGGUGGCAAUCAGUGUCCAUUUCAGGGGUGGUGUAUAGCAAUUAUAUGAUUUUGUCCUCGGAAACUUAUUCUAUUCUCUAGCUUUGUUACUAAGCACAAACAUUGGAUGUUCAUAGUGCUUGUACUUUUGAAACGAUGUUGUAAUUCUCUUUUCUAAAUUAUUUUCUAAGCAGUUCUUACCUCUCCAAGAAA
Molecule: messenger RNA, 1491 nt
Organism: Physcomitrium patens
Lineage: Eukaryota; Viridiplantae; Streptophyta; Bryopsida; Funariales; Funariaceae
Source: RefSeq, a predicted model, not a curated record